GAAAUCUUGGCUUUAAUUUUCCAGCUGUGAGGGAGGACGGCCAUAUAUAAAUGAAAAGAGGGGAGGUCGGUGGGAAGUAAGGAGUGCGUCUCUCUAUGCGAUUGUGGGCGUCGUUUUGCAGUGGAAGAAGCGGAAAUGGGCGAGGGAGAUCACUUCCACAAGGGCCUGCUCCUCCGCCUCUUCCUCAUCUCCUGCUUCCUCCCGUUUCCGGCAGUACUGUCCAAGACCCACUACUAUGACUUCGUCGUGGCACCAAAGUUGUACACAAGGCUGUGUGAAGAGAAGGAGACACUAACAAUCAAUGGCCAAUACCCUGGACCAACCCUGUACGUCAACAGAGGGGAUCGACUUCUGGUCAACGUCAUCAACAACGGUCCCUAUGCCAUCACUAUCCACUGGCAUGGGCUGCUGAACCCGAGGAAUCCGUGGUCCGAUGGGCCAGAAUGCAUCACGAUGUGCGCCGUGCAACCAGGGGCCAAUUUCACCCACGACCUGCGCUUCUCCACGGAGGAAGGCACCCUUUGGUACCAUGCCCACAGUGACUGGACCCGGUGGAUGCUCCAUGGUGCCGUCGUUAUCUACCCGAAGAUCGGAGCUAGCUACCCUUUCCCUCCACCGGACAAGGAGUAUGUUGCAGUUCUGGGUGAAUGGUGGACACUUAACGUGAUGGAGAUGUUCCUAGGAAGAGUGCGGGAUGGUGGAGAAUUCAAUAAUUCUGAUGCAUACACCAUUAACGGCCAGCCAGGUGAUAUGUACUCAUGCUCAGCAGCAGGAACAAGCCGUUUUCUAGUUGAGCAAGGCAAUACUUAUCUUUUUCGACUUGUGAAUGCUGCAAUGACCACAUCACUCUUUGUUGCAGUGGCAAACCAUUCGCUUACAGUUGUUGGUAGAGAUGGGUCUUAUCUGAAGCCCUUUGAUAAUGAGUUAGUCGUAGUAAGCCCUGGACAAACUGUGGAUUUUCUUUUACAUGCCAACCAAACAAAGGGUCUCUAUUACAUGGCUGCUAGUUCUUACACACCUGAUGGGGCAGCCACUCUGGCCGACAACACAACCACAGCAAUAGUUGAAUAUGAAGGCUACAACACUUCCCAGACCUCACCCUCAUCUCCAGACCUCCCAGCCGUUGAUGACAUCCAUGCAGCAUAUGAAUUUGUCUCAAAGGAGAGAAGUUUAGCCUCUGCUGAUCACCCUGUUGAUGUCCCAACAGAAAUUGACACAAGGUUGCUCUAUACCAUGUCCAUGAACCUUGGACUUUGCCCUAACAGCAGUUGCAAGAAUCUAGAGGGGACAAGGUAUGCUGCUAGUUUGAACAAUGUGUCGUUUGUUAGUCCAUCAAUUGACAUCUUAGAGGCCUACUAUCAAAGCUUGAACGACAUUUACACAACUGAUUUUCCAAGCUUUCCGCCAUAUUUAUUCAAUUUUACAUCUGAGACUUACCCAAACGAGCUCGUAUAUUCUGAUGCUGGGACAAAAGUGAAGGUGCUGAACUAUAAUCAGACAGUUGAGCUUGUGUUUCAAGCAACCAGCCUUCUAAGAUCAGAUGCCCAUCCCAUGCAUUUACAUGGCUAUGAUUUCUAUGUGGUUGGACGAGGUUUUGGAAACUUUGAUCCUGAGAAGGACCCACUCAAUUACAAUUUGGUUGAUCCACCUCUGGAGAACACUAUUGCAGUUCCAUAUUUAGGAUGGGCUGCUGUGAGGUUUAGAGCAAACAACCCAGGAGUUUGGCUUCUUCACUGCCACCUAGAACGCCACUAUACUUGGGGGAUGGUUACAGUUUUUAUUGUGAAGGAUGGUCCAACAAACGAGACAAGCAUGUUGCCUCCACCUUCAUAUAUGCCCAAAUGUUUGGAUCCAGAUGUUAUUGAAAAAGCUGGGCAUUUUGGCACGAUGAAACCUUCAGAUCGGUCACUAGAAGAUAUGGGAGCUUUUAACUAAAUUGCGGUGAGACGUGGGCAAUGAUAAAUGUGAAUGAGUCACCAAUAAAACGAUGUCUAGCUAGUGAUGGUAGAAACUCAUUGAUAGAUUAUUCAAGUAGUGUAUCGCCACUGCAAACAUCUUGUACUCUUAACAAUGUUAUCCAUAUCAUAUUGCAAGGAGGAUCAUCGUACGAUA
Molecule: messenger RNA, 2112 nt
Organism: Nymphaea colorata (pocket water lily)
Lineage: Eukaryota; Viridiplantae; Streptophyta; Magnoliopsida; Nymphaeales; Nymphaeaceae
Product: laccase-14-like
Exons: 6
Coding region: 136-1935 (599 amino acids)
Biological process (GO): lignin catabolic process
Cellular component (GO): apoplast
Molecular function (GO): copper ion binding; hydroquinone:oxygen oxidoreductase activity
Source: RefSeq, a predicted model, not a curated record